ACUGUAACCUAAACACGAAAGAGGACAACAAGAGUACUGCAGCAAGGUUUAUACCCUGCAGCAAGAUAACAAGAUUGUUAUCAAAGAGUCGCUGGCAUUUAGAAUGUCAAACAUUAAAUCUGCCAAAAUCAUUUUUGUUAAAGUUUUAGCAAGUAAUGACCAAGGAGCAAUGGGCUACAGUGCGCUUGCAAAUGUAUUUUCCUACACAAAUUUGGUGCAUGCAGUUGCUGGAGCAGUGGGCAGUGUUGUGAGCAUGAUCGUCUUUUAUCCAUUGGACACAGCUAGAACAAGGUUACAGGUUGAUGACAAAAGAAAGGCAAAUCAUACACCCACAGUUAUAGCUGAUAUCAUAUCACAAGAAGGCUUCACUGCAUUGUACAGAGGCCUAGUUCCUGUGCUGACGACCAUCAGCUGUUCCUACUUUGUUUACUUCUACACAUACAAUUGUCUUAAAACUGCUUUCAUCGGCAAAGAGAAACCAAGCUCAAUAAAAGACUUGUCAUUCGCUUUCAUAGCAGGUGUAGUGAAUGUUCUAGUGACCACGCCAUUAUGGGUUGUAAACACACGUCUCAAACUGCAAGGUGCCAUCAUGGAAACAGAGGAUCUCCAUGACAACCAGCAUGCCAAAUACAGAGGCAUUCUUGACUGUUUAGUGAAGGUUGCGCGUCAGGAAGGUGUGUGGUCCCUGUGGAAUGGAACUAAGCCCUCGAUUGUCCUCGCCUCCAACCCGGCCAUCCACUUCAUGGUGUAUGAGGCUGUGAAAAGAUAUUUCCAACAUGCUUUCAAUCAAACUGAGUUGAGCGGGUUGGUGUAUUUCGUCAUUGGAGCCAUAGCGAAGACAGUUGCUACGGUAUUAACAUACCCGCUGCAGGUUAUACAGUCCAGAAUGAGGGUCCGGUACCGACAAUCCAACAACAGCUCCAGUACUUGGGACGCUUUGAUGGACAUAGCUAGAACCCACGGUAUGUCCGGGUUAUACAAGGGAAUGGAGGCGAAACUGUUACAGACUGUAUUCACGGCGGCCCUUAUGUUCAUGGUCUACGAGAAAUUGACUGCAGCAACUUUCCGCAUGAUGGGCUUAGCAUACGUGAAACCAGGCCAAACACUUACUUGAUAUUGACCUUACUUGAAAAAAUAUGUGCCAAAGUAAUUGUUAUUGGUGGUAAUUAUAUAAUUCUAGUAUUCGGCAGUAUUUGUUUCACAUUGCCGUGUUUUAUGCCGUACUUGAUUUAUGUGACGUUCCUCAAAGUACUUUUUAUUUCCAUUUAUAUCUCAUUUUCCACGCAUAUCAAAAUGUUAUUGAUUGUUCCACGAUAUUAUUUUGUAUAAUAUUAAAAAACACACAUAAAUCCUA
Messenger RNA from Dreissena polymorpha, 1354 nucleotides. Its product is annotated as peroxisomal membrane protein PMP34-like. Gene Ontology annotation, biological process: transmembrane transport. Gene Ontology annotation, cellular component: peroxisomal membrane. The coding region runs from base 104 to 1114 and encodes 336 amino acids. The transcript is spliced from 9 exons. The record is from RefSeq and is a predicted model, not a curated record. Gene Ontology annotation, molecular function: FMN transmembrane transporter activity; FAD transmembrane transporter activity; ADP transmembrane transporter activity. Lineage: Eukaryota; Metazoa; Mollusca; Bivalvia; Myida; Dreissenidae.